AUGAAGUUGGAUACCAAGGCCAUGCGAUACCUCAUCGCUGAGGACUGGCGUGUUCUAACGGCAGUCGAGCUCUGCAGCAAAAAUCACGAACUUGUCCCUACGACCCUAAUCGAGAGGACUGCCCGCCUUCGCGGUGGCCCCAGUGGCGUCCACAAGAGCAUCUCUGCCCUCGCCAAAGUCGGCCUAAUCGCCCGUGUAAAGGAAGCCAAGUACGACGGCUACCGCCUGACCUACGGCGGCCUCGACUAUCUCGCUCUCCAUACCCAUUCCCAGAAAAAAGAUGUCUACAGUGUUGGAAACCGAAUUGGCGUUGGCAAGGAAAGCGACAUCAUGGUUGUUGCUGACCAGACAGGCACGCAGCGGGUGCUCAAGAUCCAUCGACUCGGCCGAAUCUCUUUCCGAACCGUUAAGUCGAACCGAGACUACCUCAAGAAGGGCGCAUCCGGAUCAUGGAUGUACCUGUCGAGGCUAGCAGCUAUGAAGGAAUUCGCCUUUAUGAAAGCCCUUCGCGAAGUGGGGUUCCCUGUGCCGGAGCCAAUCGCGCAUUCUCGACACACCAUCGUCAUGAGCCUGAUCGACGCAUUUCCUCUUCGCCAAAUCGCAGAUGUUCCCGACCCAGCAUCACUCUAUGCUGACCUGAUCGGCCUUAUCCUUCGGCUCGCCAAGCAUGGGCUAAUUCACGGCGAUUUCAACGAAUUCAACAUCCUGGUUAAGGAGAACAGGUCCAAAAACGAUGAGGGUGAGGAGACUCUAGUAUUAGAGCCCGUCAUUAUCGACUUCCCCCAAAUGGUGUCGAUGGAGCACCAAAAUGCAGAAAUGUACUUUGAUCGAGACGUCAACUGCAUAAAACGCUUCUUUGAGAGGCGUUUCCAUUUUGUAACCUCAGAAGCUGGUCCCUUUUUCAAAAAUGCCAAGAAAAGUGUUGGCAAAGAUGGAGCCAAGAGACUCGACGCUUCUGUUGAGGCCUCUGGGUUCACCAAGAAGAUGUUGAAGGAUUUGGAGGCUGCUAUCAGGGAGAAGGCAGAGACCAAGGCCGGAGAUGGGGAAGAGGAUGACGAGGACGAUGACGAGGAUGACAGCGAGGAUGACGAGGAUGAUAACGACGUGGCAUCUGGUGGUCUUCUGGGAGACGAUUCCCGAGAUGCAGAAGUUCCAGUUGAUGAAUCUAUGGCUAAGCUAGCAGUUUGA
Messenger RNA from Ilyonectria robusta, 1188 nucleotides. Its product is annotated as RIO1 family-domain-containing protein. NCBI's taxonomy places the organism in Eukaryota, Fungi, Ascomycota, Sordariomycetes, Hypocreales, Nectriaceae. Bases 1 to 1188 code for a protein of 395 amino acids. The record is from RefSeq and is a predicted model, not a curated record. Gene Ontology annotation, cellular component: nucleus; cytosol; preribosome, small subunit precursor. The transcript has 2 exons. Gene Ontology annotation, biological process: protein phosphorylation; maturation of SSU-rRNA. Gene Ontology annotation, molecular function: protein serine/threonine kinase activity; ATP binding.